Molecule: messenger RNA, 1831 nt
Organism: Aaosphaeria arxii CBS 175.79
Lineage: Eukaryota; Fungi; Ascomycota; Dothideomycetes; Pleosporales
Product: zinc carboxypeptidase A 1 precursor
Exons: 1
Coding region: 304-1761 (485 amino acids)
Biological process (GO): proteolysis
Molecular function (GO): zinc ion binding; metallocarboxypeptidase activity
Source: RefSeq, a predicted model, not a curated record
CACACAGUAUAUAGGUUAUCUACCUGGACAGCCAAGAAGACGCCGCUCUUGGUAGCGAUCUCUUCCUGGAUACGCUCACAAUGCGAUCACUGAUUGGGAAGGUCGGAGGUUAGUCAGGGCGUCGCCCAGCACGCGUAAAUCCAAUGAUCAUGAUUUCAACUUCCUAUUCUUCACAAGCGUUGUCUUCUACUUGAGCUGCAACAUGCGUAUAUAGAAAAGAUCAAAGACUCUGUCUCCAUCCCAACAAUCGUGCCUGCUUUCUUGUUCCAAUUGUUCCAUUGUCGCGACCGUGCCAGCGUCAAAAUGAAGGUAUCGACCAUUCUCAGCCUUCUGCCAGGCUGCGCUUUGGCCUCGGAUUUCCUGAGUGUAGCUCUGUAUGCCAAGGACCCCAGUCAUCUAUACAAUGUCAUUCGAAGCAACAGUCAGCUCGACUAUGGCUGUAAACCAGUUGUAUUACGUUCACAGGAGGAGCACAAGCUGCAUGCAAUUGUCUCCCCCGAGCAACUGCAGCAUUUGAAACGAAGUCUAAGUUCCGAGGUUCGCAUAGACACGCUCAACCACUUCAGCAAAAGGCAAGAGGAAUAUGCACCAAUUGGAUCCGGUGAUCGUUUCAAGGGCGGGAAAAUUGCUCCGAGGGGACUGGGAUCACGCAAACCGGGUGAAUCUGCUGAUAUUGGCCCUAUCUUGAACCUUGACGAGGUACACUCGGCGUUGAAGGGACUUGAAAAAGAAUAUGGCAUCGAGCUUUUCACUGCCCCUCACAAAACGUACGAAGGUCGUGAAGUGUAUGGAGCUGCCGUCAACAAGGCGGAGAAGAUUAAAAAGGACAAACAACACAUAUACUUCACAUCCGGAAUCCAUGCUCGAGAGCGUGGUGGUCCAGACAAUCUCAUCUACUUUGUCAGCGAUCUCCUUUGGGCGAACAAGCAUCGAAAAGGUCUUACCUAUGGAAACAAGACUUUUACAAACACCCAAGUCAAGAAAGCCCUUGGAGCUGGCAUUGUGUUCAUUCCUUUGACGAAUCCCGAUGGCGUAGCGCACGACCAGAAGAACAGCAACCUCUGGAGGAAGAACAGAAAUCCGAAAAGCGCCGUCGCGACCGAUCCUCGCUCUGUCGGCGUAGAUCUAAACCGAAACUUUGAUUUCCUUUGGAACUAUACUCUGCACUUCGAUCCCAGCGUGGAGCCGGCGUCAGACAAUUCUUCUUCCGAGGCCUUUUACGGCACAGGUCCUUUCUCAGAGCCAGAGACUCGAAACAUCAAAUGGGUCUAUGACAUUUUCCCUAAGAUCCGUUGGUUCAUCGACGUACAUUCCGCAGUGGGUACUUUGCUCUACUCGUGGGGUGAUGAUAUCAACCAGGCGGUUGAUCCCGAGCAGAACUUGUUCAACCCUGAGUUUGAUGGAAAGAGAGGCGUGGUCGAGGACUCUGUCUAUCGGGAAUACAUUGACGAGGAAGAUUGGUACAAUAUAGCUCUUCAAGCCAAUCGCACCACGGAUGCGAUGGUAGCAGCUGGGGGCCGUUCAUAUGCCGCCAGCCAAGCUGUCGGCCUGUACCCAACCUCAGGGGCUAGCGACGACUAUUCUUUUAGCAGAUGGCAUAAGGACAAGAGUGUUAACAAGGUGUACGGAUAUACUAUGGAGUUCGGGUAUCCGACAAACUUUUACCCGACGACCAAUGAGUAUUUGAACAACAUCAUUGAUACGAAUGCAGGAUUCCUGGAAUAUAUCUUGACAGCAAUCGAGAUUGGCCUCAAGGAUUAGAAGUUCACUGUAGUACUGUAGUAUCAGGACUUAGUUGUCAUCAAUAGAUGAACCCAGUUCAUUCCGCUAA